Ruditapes philippinarum (Manila clam) is the source of this 1001-nucleotide messenger RNA. Its product is annotated as glutathione S-transferase omega-1-like. Lineage: Eukaryota; Metazoa; Mollusca; Bivalvia; Venerida; Veneridae. The record is from RefSeq and is a predicted model, not a curated record. Gene Ontology annotation, cellular component: cytoplasm. Gene Ontology annotation, biological process: glutathione metabolic process. The transcript has 5 exons. Gene Ontology annotation, molecular function: glutathione dehydrogenase (ascorbate) activity; glutathione transferase activity. The coding region runs from base 32 to 874 and encodes 280 amino acids.
GUCAUCUAGUAUGUAGAAAAAAUAUCUCCUAAUGAAUGGACUGACAAGAUCGGUGCGUUAUUGGACUCGAUCCUUUGAUGUAAAAUUUGCUUGGACUUCAUUUACCAGACUCAACUCUAACAUGAGUUCUUCAGUGACAGAGUUUUCCAUCGGGAGAGGUCAAGCAUGUCCACCAUUAAAGCCGGGAGUUUUACGACUAUACAGUAUGAGGUUUUGUCCCUAUGCUCAACGUACACGUCUUGUACUGGAACAUAAACAGAUCCCUUUUGAAACGGUCAAUGUCAACUUAAAGCGGAAACCUGAUUGGUUAUUUGAAAUGAACCCUAUCGGACUUGUGCCGGUACUAGAAUGGGAUGGGCACGUUCUUCACGAGUCAGCAACGUGCAAUGACUAUCUUGAUGAAGUGUAUCCACGUGAAAAAUUAAAUCCCAAUGACCCUUACCAAUUAGCUAGGGACAGGCAACUAUGGGAGUCGAUGAACAAGUUGAUAAGUUCGUUCUACGAUGUUGCUGGCACACAAGGACAAGAUAAGAAAGUCUUUGAUAGAAUGAUGCGAGCGUUCACUAGGUAUGAGAAAGAAUUAGCUUCGAGGGGACAGGGACCAUUUUUCGGAGGAAAGAAAGUGUGUAUGGCAGAUUUCAUGUUGUGGCCAUGGUUCGAGAGACUUCCGGUGGUAAAUGCUAUUGUACCGGAAACAACUAUAACAGAUUCAAAUUUCCCGCGUCUUUCGUCUUGGAUGCGUCACAUGUAUGAACUUCCGGCUGUGAAAAAGACAAUGUUUGACAGGGAACACCAUGCUCAUUUUUUAAAGUCAUUAAUGGUUGAUAAAAAUCCAGAUUACGAUUACGGACUUGUUCAGUCAUCAAAGUUAUGAUGUGACGUUUUGUUUAUCUUAAUAUAGACUUUUGUAUUUUCGUAUUAUACAAAACUGCCAAUGUGAUACCAAUCUAUAUACAUUGUAUUUAUAUUGAUUUUGUACAUAAUAAAUAUAAAAAAACGAC